Molecule: messenger RNA, 3286 nt
Organism: Xyrauchen texanus (razorback sucker)
Lineage: Eukaryota; Metazoa; Chordata; Actinopteri; Cypriniformes; Catostomidae
Gene: smpd2a
Product: sphingomyelin phosphodiesterase 2a
Exons: 10
Coding region: 35-1345 (436 amino acids)
Cellular component (GO): cytoplasm
Molecular function (GO): sphingomyelin phosphodiesterase activity
Source: RefSeq, a predicted model, not a curated record
CUGGAGUUGACUGAAGCCUGAGCUGCGCGGCACCAUGGCAACGGAGCGGCCUACCAAACUGCGCGUCUUCUCUCUCAACUGCUGGGGAAUUCGAUUCCUCAGUAAACGUUGUGCAGAGCGGUACAAGAUGAUAGCAGAACUGCUGGACAGAGAACAGCAUGAUGUCGCCCUGCUACAAGAAGUAUGGAGUGAAAAAGAUUUCCUUUUCCUGAAGAAUAAACUUUCCUCCUCUCAUCCUCACACUCACUAUUUCAAGAGUGGAGUUAUUGGCAGUGGGCUCGCUGUGUUCUCCAAACACAGAAUCCAAGAUGCACUGCUCUACCAGUACUCUCUUAAUGGCUACCCAUAUAUGCUGUGCCAUGGCGACUGGUUUGGAGGUAAAGCAGUGGGAUUGGUCAUUUUAGACGUGUUCAGGUUGAAGGCACACGUCUAUGUUACUCAUUUACAUGCAGAGUACUCCAGAGUGCAAGAUGAAUACCUGCCACACAGAAUUGUGCAGUCGUGGGAACUACUGCAAUUUGUGCGCCAUACAUCCUGUGGAGCAGGCAUGGUCAUUCUGGGAGGGGAUUUGAACUUGCACCCUCAGGACCUUGGGAACCGUCUCCUAAGAGCUCACACUGGACUCAGAGACUGCUAUACUGAAGCAGCCACAUUUGAUGGGUGUGAAGAUGGCCACACUCUUAUAGCAGACAAUCACUUUACAAAGAAGCAAGAUCUUAUUCCAUUUGAGAAAGGCAUCAGGAUUGACUACAUUCUCAUGAAGGGCUCUAAGAGAGUGAACAUGAAAUGUGAGUCUCUGUCCACCACUAAGGGUUCAGUGGCUGAUAAACCCUUUCCAUAUUCGGACCAUGAGUCCCUGACUGCUGAACUGGCCCUUAUACAGUUAGAGGACAACAGACAGCAUGGAAUGAGGAACACGGAGUACUCAGAUACUGCAGUCCCUGUAUCAGAGCAGAUGGACGUAGUCUCAGAGGCUCGAGCAGUGAUAAAGGAAGGCCUGUGUCAAACAGAGGUCCUGCAGGCCAAAGCCAUGUGUCUGAUAGGCGGAGGUCUGCUGCUACUGCUGCUGCUGCUGGCUAUGGCCUUCCUUCCCUGCUUAUGCUCUGGAGGCCACUUCUCCUUCACCACAGUGGGCCUUCUGGGAGCUGUGUGCAUGAUCAUCUUGCUAUCCGGAGCUCUACUCUACCUUUUCUUUGCCAUACACAUCAAAGUCUUGAAAGAGACUGAGGACCAGAUGAAACUGACCUCAAAUUACCUCCAGACUAUACUGUCAGGGCAUAGGGUGUUGGAGUCUUCAUUCUCUGAUGGUUCUCCAGAACACCAGCCCUUUAAACGGGAGGAGUGAGUUUGUUCAGAUGGAGGUUGACCCCUAAGUGCUGGUCUGGGAUCAGGUUACUGUACCUCUAUGUUACAUCAUAGCUAGGGUAUAAAUUGAAAAGCUGACCCAAGAACAGUGUUCUGAGGCAAUACCUACCUCAAAACAAUAAGUGAUGGCAUUAAUAAUAGAGCUGCUAUUCUGGCUGGUUUAGAUGAACUGAAACUUCCCCAUUUGUUUUUGUGAGGGUGAUUACUGAAUUCUAUGCAUGUGUCAUUGUUUCUCAAGCCCGCAAAGACACAUCCUGACUGUGGAAAUUGUGCUUAUUGAUAUUUUAAUGUUACUUAAAAGAGACUUCAAUAGAGUUGUUGCAUCAUAUUUUAAGCAUUUUAGAACUGCUCAGUUCAAUUAAUCAUAAUUAUGAAUAAAUCACAACAAAUCUUAAAUUAUUUUAAUGGGAUAAUUUUAACAGAAUUUUUCAUAGUGACACAAGGAUCUUAAAAGCCAGGACCUUUAACCAGGAGUCUGUGGACAAUUGUGUGGCAUAAAAUCAAACAGCAUAGGAUUUUCUUUAAAAAUAAAUAAAUAGGCUAAAGCUGUUCUAUGUAUUUCUAAAUGCGGUACAUUAAUGAUCUGUUUUGCAUUAUGGAAAGAAAUUAUCUUUGUUAAAAGUUAUUACUUAACAUUAUAAAUUAUUACAGGAAAAAGUACAUUGGGGGUUGCUGGGUCUGUACAUUUUGAAAACUCCAGGAUCAUUGCAGGUGAAAAUAGAGUUAAAGGGUUAGUUCACACAAAAAUCUAAAUUCUCUCAUCAUUUACUCACCCUCAUGCCAUCCCAGAUAUGUAUGACUUUCUUUCUUUAAGUCUCCCAAAAGCACAUAAAGGCAGCAUAAAAGUAAUCCAUACAACUCCAGUGGGUAAAUCCAUGACUCCUGAAGUGAUGUCAUAAGUUUGGGUAAGAAAUAGAUACAUAUUUAAGUCCCUUUUUACUAUAAAUCUCCACUUUCACUUCCAUGUUCUUCUUUCUUUUUUAUCGAUUCACAUUCUUCGUGCAUAUCGCAACCUACUGGGCAUGGCUGGUCAAAGGUGGAGAUUAAUUGGGAAAAAAUACUUAAAUAAUGAUCAGUUUCUCGCCCAUAUCUAUCAUAUCGCUUCUGAAGAUAUCAGUUUAACCAAUGGAGUCAUAUGGAUUACUUUUAUGCAGACUUUAUAUGAUUUUUGGAUCUUCAAAGUUUUGGUAAACAUUCACUUGCAUUGUGUGGACCUACAGAGCUGAAAUAUUCUUUUAAAAAUCUUAAUUUGUGUUCUGCAGAAGAAAGAAAGUCAUACACAUCUGGGAUGGCAUUAGGGUGAGUAAAUGAUGAGAGAAUUAUUCUUUUUGAGUGAACUAUCACUUUUAGCUCUAUUGGUAGCAUCUGUUGCAUGUCGAUUACUACAAACAAUAAUUUCCACUCAUCCCAUACUAAAAACAACCAAAAAAUGACAAAUGUUUUGCAGUUGUAUGCUUUUAAUGAAAGUCUAUGGGACAAAUAUAAAAUGAGCCUGAGUUGUACUUAACCUGGAAUAUUCCUUUAAAUAGUUUCCUCGCAGUCCACAAGAUGGUGCUCUUGCUUAAUUAAGUGAUCAACACAUUCCCAUGCAAUACAAGUAGCUCAUGUAAAAUCAGAAUGCUGAAAAGCUGAAUUGACAUUAGUCACAAAAGCACAGGAUUUAUCACUUAAGAAGUUGUCUCAAAAGCCUGACAUGGAGUUCCAAACAUCCUUUCUUCAUUGAAAGAAAUACCAAAUACAUCAAAAUUGGUCACUUAUGGAACACAGUUUAACCUAAAAAAGGCAUACGAGAAGAGCAGAAGUAUAUGAGAAGUUCUAUAAAUGACCAUAUGUUAUUGGUUUUAUGAAUAUUUUAGAACAACAGCUGGAAAAGUCCCAUGCAAACUUUGUAUAUUUGCGUCUGCAAUACAAAAAUCUUACC